Molecule: messenger RNA, 2177 nt
Organism: Anarrhichthys ocellatus (wolf-eel)
Lineage: Eukaryota; Metazoa; Chordata; Actinopteri; Perciformes; Anarhichadidae
Gene: arl9
Product: ADP-ribosylation factor-like 9
Exons: 4
Coding region: 138-893 (251 amino acids)
Molecular function (GO): GTPase activity; GTP binding
Source: RefSeq, a predicted model, not a curated record
CCUGCUCAGCUUCCUGUCCGUUGGUUAAUCCACUUGUUGAGGAGCAGAGGACGAAGAGGCGGACACAACAAAAAAAGCUUCACUGAAAGUUCAACAAUGGCGGAAAAGGACGGAUAAAAAGCGGCGGUUUGAGCACCAUGUUCGGUCUGAGAGAAGCCGGAGUCCUCGGCGCCUCCGUGGCUCUCGCGGGUGGAGUCGCCUAUUUUAUCUGGAACUACUCGUCGUCCUCCUCCGGGGAGAAGAAGCCUCAAACACGGCCGAGAAAAGAGGGUAAAAGGGCCGGAGAGGCAAAGGAAGAGGAGAGAGGAGGAGAAGCUCCAAAUGAACCAACGGUUGCUGCUGAACCCAAGACAACAUCGGAGUCUAAGCCCGUGGAGUCCACAGGGACCCAGGUGCUGGUUCUGGGUCUGAAUGGAUCCGGGAAGACCAGCCUGCUGAACUGUUUGUCCACCGGGUGUCUAGAGCAGGACACACAGCCUACGAAUGGCUUCAACGCCGUCUCCAUCCACAGGGAGGACCUGCACAUUGAGUUCCUAGAGAUUGGAGGUAAAGAGGAGCUCCGGCCGUACUGGGAGAAGUACAUGUCCAGGGCGCUGCUGCUGGUGUUCGUGGUCGACUCCUCCGACCCGAAGCUCUUCCCCGUCGCUAAGAAGCAUUUACAUGAGCUGCUGGCCUCCGAGCCCCGCCUGCCUCUGAUGGUGCUGGCCAACAAACAGGACCUUCCAGGAAGCUGCGGCAUCACGGACCUCCACGCCGCCCUGUCUCUGUCCGAGGUCGGAGAGCGCCGCUUGUUCCUCAUCGGCACCUACGUGAAGAGGGGCGAGAAGGAGCUCGGCUCCGGCGUCCAGGACGCCCGGGACCUGAUCAUCCAGAUGGUUUGUGACGGCAGAUGAGACACUCCCUCUGUCCGGUGUGAUAGCAUCCAGCAGGUUCUCUCUUCGAUGUUUUAGCUCGGCUGAAGCUCCUAUUUAUUCAUGAGAAUAUUUAAAUAUAUUUGUAGUUCUGCUUUAGUAGAGUUUGGAUUAUUCAAACUUCCAGAUUCUGGAUUUAAAUGUGUGAAACUUCACUGACUUUGAAUUUGUUGCUCCAUCGUUACCAAAAGUAAAUGAGUGAUUUUGUGAUUUUAAGCUGAGGGCCGACAGGUGUUCAAAUAUCAUCUUCACCAAAGAGUUAUUUUCAGAGUCUCGUCAGCAGAGACGUGAGUGUUUCACAUUAAAAGACUCCCGGUGGGUUUAGAUUCACGCAGGACGUCACCAGCGAUGAGCUAACAGGCUGUUAGCAUCAUAGAGGUCGUUUUUCAUGUACCGUUGCAUGUAACCGGCAGUUGUCAUGAUGUUUGUCACGUGAUCCACAGAAUAUUUAAAACCUCGACAGUAAGACCUAAAGCUGUACUGGACAAAGUUUAAUACAAAGUACAAAAAUGAAUCUCCCAUCCCUUCUGAUAAAUAUUAAAACAUGAGGCUCGCUGUGUUCAGCUCAGUGAUGGUACGUGUCAGGAUUUCUGGGUAUUUAAAUUUAAACGUCUUUAAACUGUUACCUCUGUCUGCCAUGUGGGGGCGCCAACAUGCAAACUAUCACAGCUUUAAGAAGCAGUUGAGCUUUCUGAUGCGCUGUUAACAUGUAAACUAAAAUAUAUAUAUAUAUAUAUAUAAUUAAAAAAAGCUUAACUUCAACAGGAACACCGCAGCUAUUUAAUGUCUGAAUAAAACAGUUGAAUGAAGUCGGUGAAGUGGAAACUGAGGGCUGUUUUCUGUAAAGAUCAGCUGUUUUAUCGCCUUUUUAUUUUUGAAUAAUCAGAUAUCUAGUCACUGAACUUACGAACUUUAACACAACCAAAUCAUUGUGUGUAAUUGUUGGAUUAGCUUUAAAACAUUCUUGCUUUUAUUAUCUCUUUUCCAGAUGUCUUUGUGUGUUUUUUGCUGUUGAGAGAGAUGCUGCCUGGUUCUUGUUAUUUCGUCUUAAAGCUGUUUUAUUUGGUGAAAUCUGCUUAAUGAAUCACGUCUGUUAACUCUGGGAUGAAGGGGAAUUACGUUGUUGUUGUGUGCAAAGCCUUCAUGUGUUACAUUUGUCUCGGAGUGUUUUUCUAAUACCAGAACAUGUCCAAUAUACAGUAAUGAUCAACACUUUGAUUGUCUUUGUACUGGUUUUCCACUCUCAAAUAAAUAGAUUGCACUAAA